AUGAAAAACUGUGAAUUGCGAGACAUCAAUUCAAAAUACCCUAAACCGGUAGAUGUUAACAAAUCCCUGUACCCCUCUGGGGAAUUAGAAGAAUUGAAGCAAAGUUACCCGGAGGAGGGGGUAAUACAUAUGCGUCCCCUCAUUAAAACUGAAACCACUGGCCAGGGGGCAGAUCGGCAAACUACCACACGAACUACCCCGUACACGGGGGAAGCACUGGCCAAAAUUCAGGAAAAAUAUAGCCGUAAGGCCAGUGAGUCAGAGACUGAAUAUGUGUGGAGGGUAUCCCUUACUGGGGGAGAUCGGAUUUUGUUGAGUGAAGAUGAGGCCAGAGGAUUUUGGGGCCCUGGGGUUUUCCUGACCACAAAUGAUAACCGAGCCCCGUGGCCACUGACCCAGAGAGCUGCCUACUGGGCAGGCGGGUUAGACCCUAUAGAAAGGGGAGAUCCUCACACAAUUAAAACCCCCACAAUUGGCCACAUUGUCGAAAGUGUACAAAAAACUGCAUGCCUCCAAUUAAUCCAUACAAGACUGUUGGACUCGCAGCGACAUUCCCCUAUGGAACUCGAGGCGGAUCCACAAAGAUUUCCUGUCCUAAUCCGAGGUCUGCCUGAUGCACUAAAAACCCAUGCUAAACAACUACAAGAACGCAUAAUGGCAACCCCCAGGCCCGGAAGAAGGGGUGCUCCACCAGGAAUGACCUGGUUGGAAGUGGCCCAAGAAUUAGUAACUACUGGUAGACAGUUGGGGAUCUCUGAUACAAGUAGUUUUAAACAGAAAACAGAUAUCAGAAGGGUGGGAGAAACCCGAAAACCACCUUUGGCAGGUAAUCGUCAGCAAAAUGUGAUACCUAGUGAGCGAACAAGGUACAGUUUGUGGGUGGAGGGUGUUGAGAAAGGAAUUCCUCGAGAGGUGAUGGACAAAUUACCUACAGCUAAUUUGGAACACUUGAUAAAGCACUGGGAUAAGAUCAAAGAGCAUGAGUCACCCCCGGGGGGCAACUCUCCCCAGGAGCCCAACACUGUAGUUCCCUCAGCCCCACCAGAAAACAGUUUAACCAGUUCCCAGCCGGGAAACAGGGUUCGCCUCUCCCAGUAAGUGAGCCGGGGAGCGGUCAGUGGAUUUACAUGAGAAGG
Molecule: messenger RNA, 1136 nt
Organism: Manacus vitellinus (golden-collared manakin)
Lineage: Eukaryota; Metazoa; Chordata; Aves; Passeriformes; Pipridae
Exons: 1
Coding region: 1-1098 (365 amino acids)
Source: RefSeq, a predicted model, not a curated record